Messenger RNA from Equus quagga, 273 nucleotides. Its product is annotated as beta-defensin 116-like. Bases 1 to 273 code for a protein of 90 amino acids. Gene Ontology annotation, biological process: innate immune response. The record is from RefSeq and is a predicted model, not a curated record. The transcript is spliced from 2 exons. NCBI's taxonomy places the organism in Eukaryota, Metazoa, Chordata, Mammalia, Perissodactyla, Equidae. Gene Ontology annotation, cellular component: extracellular region.
AUGUCAGUCAUGAAGUCCUAUUUAAUGACCAUUUCCAUCCUUCUGAUGCUGGUUCAUAAGACUCCAGGUGGCCUGUUCAAAUCCAACUAUGGCAAGAGCCAAGAGCCUUGGAAUCCAUGCCAGCUUUACCAAGGCAUGUGCAGAAACACCUGCAGAAAACAGGAAAUUCAAUACUUUACCUGCCUAAAUGAACAAAAGUGCUGCCUGAAAUUUCCUGCAAAAACAGCCAGUUCUAACCAUGCGAAGGAGGAUUACAACUCUGCCUCCAACUAG